Messenger RNA from Botrytis porri, 1694 nucleotides. RefSeq lists its product as uncharacterized. Gene Ontology annotation, cellular component: extracellular region. The transcript is spliced from 3 exons. The coding region runs from base 206 to 976 and encodes 256 amino acids. Gene Ontology annotation, biological process: (1->6)-beta-D-glucan biosynthetic process; cell wall biogenesis; fungal-type cell wall organization. The record is from RefSeq and is a predicted model, not a curated record. Lineage: Eukaryota; Fungi; Ascomycota; Leotiomycetes; Helotiales; Sclerotiniaceae.
AAAGUUCAAAGUUACAUUUCCGCCAUCUCUUUCUGUGUUUGGAAUCUCGAAUAUAUUUGGAACCUCCAAAUUUAUCAAUCAAUUCUAACCACGUACGACUCGAUAAAAAAAAAAUCAUAAACUCGCCCUGCCAAACACAAAUCAUACCAAGACCAAUAGUCAUCACCGAGAUCCAAUCUGCCAGCGCGAACGAACAACAUCCAUCAUGCGCUUCUCCCAAGCUAUAGUCCUUCUGGCAUAUGCUCCGUUCGCAAUUGCAUAUCCAACAUUCUCAGCACCCGCAGCCGCAGCGGUAGAAACAGCUGCAACUCCAUUUACUGUUACGUGGGCAGAUAACGGAGAUGCUCCAGCGAUAGCUGAUGUUACCACCUAUCAACUAGAUGUCUGCGCAGGAUCUAAUAGCGGUGCGGAUCUCAAAGUGAUAUACGCCGUAACUGCUUCCGCAACAUUGGGGUCAACUCUUUCAACCAGUGUCACUGUACCAGCGGCCAGCGGGUCAUCGGUGACCAAUGCCUACUUUAUGAGAAUGAUAGCAACCACAGCGUCAGGGACUGUUACAGUAUAUUCGAAAAGAUUCUCAAUUAGUGGUAUGACAGGGAGUUUUGGAGCCACGUACACAAUUACUGGCACCGAUGGACCGGCAACUGUUAAUAAUGUGGCAGACACGGCAGUCGCAUCAUCAUCAGGAACUGCGAACGAGGGCGUUUAUGGAAUCCCAUACCAAUCACAAACUGGUCUUACAAGAUAUGCUCCAAUGGGUCGGAUGCCUGGUACCGCAAUAACGGCCACGAACACAGAACCUCAAUAUCCAACAUCGUCUGUUUCUCUAGCCACCGCGCAUCUAGACCCAGCAACCAUUUAUACAACGUUGACUCAAGCUCAAACAGCUUCCUUUGCAAGUCAUGCUAAUACGCUUGCGGCUGCAUCAAUGCCUACAGAUGACAUGGCAAAAUUCUUGGCUAGAUGGAAGGAUUAAAUCAUUGGAAAGGCGAUGAAUGAUGUAUAAAUAUGGCAUCAAAUGAACAUGUGAAAAGGAGUUUGGCGUACACUCGAAUUGGUAUUCGAGGUUUUAGUUUAAAUGAAUGCCGUGUAUACCCAACGAAUGAAGAAUUUACCCAGUCAAGCCAUCACUUGGUACUGUGCGCCAGGGUCGUUAAGCACUGUCUGCAAGAGAUCUGCAUAUUGGUAUAAUCUCAGGGGAUAGCGGAGAGGUGAUUCCGAUAUUAAUCCCAGCGCGGAGGGUCUAAUAGGAACGUCUAGAUGCGAUGCGGGGAAAUGCUUGCCAAUGUUUACAUAGUCGGAUACAACAUCCAUAGAAUGCUAUGUCCCAAAUGCAACAAGCCCAAUACGAGCCAAUUUCAGGAAGAGGUAAACUAAAUUAAGAAGAGUAUCUGGGGAUCUAGGUAUCUGCUAUCUAGGUAUCUAGCUCAUAAAUUAACAAGUCAAUCUAAUAAGCCUCCUUGCUACGAUUACCUGACGGGUGCGCUUAAGCCAUCAUUCUGAAUAUCGUACUUUACUCUAUUUGUCAUUCUGUAACUGAAUAAUGUCCCAAUGUCAAAUUCUGAGAGUCUCGUGGUCUUUCCAUUCAUCCAGAUUUAGUAAGGGUGAUUAGGGAUUCGUAUCGAGCCAUUAUCGUGGCUCUAGCCUCAUAAACCCCUUAUGAAAUAAUAUGCUCGGUACGAGUAGAUAUCUGA